AGGUAGCGCCAUUUAAAAAAAUGCCACCUCGAUGGAAAAAUUCUUUUCUAGUUCGAACGUCGCGGCGCGUGGCCGAUGGAAAACUUUCGUUUUUCCUCGGUUUGUAGAAAGUGCCUGAAAAGGGAUAUUCACGCGGGAUGUCUUGUAUCGUUUGUAAGCUUCAAAUAUUUGUUAGCAACGAUCGUCUUCCCCCCGGAAAGGUGCUAGUUUUCUUUUUUCCGCUUCACCCUGCGUUUCCUCGUUCGUUCACUCGGGCUCUAUCUCGCUCGUAUCGUUCGCCUCUCCCGUUAUCCACACCGCUCUAUCUCGUCCGCCUCCGACCCACUCGUUUUAAUAUCCGUCAAAUUCGUACCUUUUGUAUAUUCACAUUCAACGCUGUAAAAAUGUUAAAAUGUUAGAUCGUUAAGUCGUAGAAAUUUCGAAUUUUAAGUUAACGUAACAAGCCUUGGCGCGUAUCCAUUAUUCAUUAUCGAGGAUAAAAUUUGUCCAUCUCCGUUCAGCCCGCCUCGCUACGCACAAUCAUCUUCCCUCCGGAAUAGGUGUACGCCAGUUUUCUCUCUUCCACUCGAGCAACGCGUUUCGUCGUUUCGUUCUGUAUCCCCGUCUCUCUCUGUAUCGUUAGGUUGGCCUCUCUCCGUUAUCCAUACCACUCUAUCUCGUCCGUCCCCGUCCCACCUACUCGGCGUCCUCUCGCUCCCUCACACAAUCGCACGGGAUCGUGCACACGUACAGUGGUCGCGGAGGUAGGCACAAAGGCUCGACGUUACCACGUCUGCUGCCUACCUGAUGCCCCGAGAACUCGAGCUCGAGCCAGUCACGUGGUCCCUCGAACGCGAAGGAUGUUUGUGGGAUCGCGAAGUCAGUUCGCGGCGGUCCGUUCAGCGGGCAACAGAGAGAGAAACUAGGAGGACACGCUAACCGCGGUCGACCAGUGGGACCCUGGCCAAGUGGAAAGGGAAACGAGGAUAGAGGAUAGAAGGCAACGGAUCGAGGAUACCGCGGCUACGAGUUUCAACGAGGUCCUCGUCGAUCCUAACGUGCCUGGCGUAGCGACAACAUUCUGUGCGCGUUAUUCUCGUUCGUCGAGCGUCCGAAAAACCUGGAAAAACUCCGAGUGUCCGUCGUGACACGGUCCAGUGGUAAUUUUUUGUGAAUCCACGUCGGUGUCGUUGAAAGGAACCGCGAGGGAUACGCCUAUCGUCGCUCGUUGCUGACUAAAGGUCUGGCAGAUCGCGUAACGCGGAACAGCCGAUCGCGUUGCAGCAGCGUCGAGUGCGCGCAAAAACGCUUCGUUUUAGGCUCUGACUCAACCGAUGAUUCGUCCGCCACUGAAAUAGUAGUCGGCGAGGGCAGGGAAGAGGCGCGAAAUGUUCGCCGCGGGUUGGAACGAGAACGGAAAGAUGACUAUCGAUCCCUGUUAUCGCGUAUGACCCCGAUACGAAUCGCGUUUCAGAUAAAGGAAAAAGAGAAAAGCCAGCCAUGUCCGUGCCGCGGGACGAGUACGCGUGAGAGGACUGUCGCUCGAGAUAAAAAUGCAGUUGGCAGCGACGCAGAGGCCUCACCCACCGCCUGUGCCACCGCGACCGAGCAGGCAGGUGGUCGCUGAGGCCCUUAAAAGAUCCCCAAGGCCGCCCUGUCCGACCAGGCAGGCACCACCGCCGCCCAACACCAAACCUUGGAGGUCCGAUCAGGAACCGCCGAAUCAGCAACAGGUGCCACCGCCGGUCCCCGGCGGUCGUACGGUCGUCUACGAGUCGAUCAAAGAGCCCUCGUCGGGCAAAGAGACCGGCAACGAAACCGUCGAGCAUGCUCGGGUCGUCGACAGGGAUCGCAGAGCCGCUCGAAACGCGAGUGAAAGGAACGAAGACGAGGACGAUCGUCGUGGAAAUCCGCGGGAAAGGCGGCACCAACGCGGCGUCGACCAGGAACAACGGGAAAAUUCCGCGGAAUCGAGCGAGAAAUGUUCCUCGUCGGCGCAGGAGAGCGUGGCCCACGGUCAGACACCGCGUAGUCUCGAGAAUCCCGCGGAUGACGGGGGUUCCCGGAAGCUCGAGGUAUCAGGAAACGCUCGGGAAUCCAAAGAACAGAACGUCAAUUCGGGUCAUCGAUCUCUCGCCGCGCCGUGCAACGACGAGAAUGGCAAAGACGACGAGUCGACGGCGAAACCUGUGGUUCACCCCAGGUUGAACGUGUCGUUCGGCGAUCUGGCGCCAAUAGUGGACUCGAAACUGUCGAGAUUGCAUUCCGUGGAUAAGGGUGUGGAGAAAGGGAGGAGGAUCGAGGGUCGACCGACGCCCGCUCAGAGAUCGUGCUUGUCGAAAAACCGGGAGAAGAGGACCGCGGAGGAAUCGAGCGUGAAUGAAAACGGCAAGUUCGUUUCGAGCGUUGACCGUGCCACGGUGGUCGUUAUGGACGAACCAGAGCGUAAAGCCGCAUCGAACGACGACGAGGACAACCAGAACGCGAUCGAGAACGAGAACGACAACAUUCAUCGGCAAGACUGGCUGGACGCCGGUGUCCACUAUUCGUCCACGCAGAUCACGUUGUCCGGGGACGACGGGGACCCCGUCGACGGCGAUCGAGUCAACGGACUCGAUCACUGCGAAAACGAGAAAGUCGGUGAUCUUAAUUUCCUGAGUUUACAAGAGAGGAUCGCGAUGUCUUCCUUACAAGGUUUGCCACCGUUGCCGAGGAGUUUGAGCGGAUUUAAUUUGAGCGGUGGACGCGAGGGUUGCGAGCCACCGCCGCCGCCCACCAGAUCCUCCAGCAAAACUCAAAGAGGCGGUAAAACUUCGAUCCAAUCAUCGUCCAGGCCAUCGCCACCUGCCAGACAGCUCACCACUCUGGACACUCAGCUGGCUAUACUCAGGAGAGAAAUGUUUGGACUUCGACAACUGGAUCUGUCACUGCUCUCCCAACUUUGGUCCCUGAACGAGUCCAUUCAAGAGUUUCGACAGCUGUUGCAAGAACAAGAAGACAGAGCACCGUCACCUUCACCUAGUAGCGAGGAGGGGGACGACACCUCCUACGGUACUCAUCCUCCGCCGCCUCCGAGGAGGCCAGCUCCUGUUGUGCAUCAUCACAGACCCCCCAGACCUCCCAGACCGCCUCGGCCGCCACCCAGCGACGAGUCACCGUCCAGCGAGGAAUACGGGGCCGUUUGACGUCGCGUCGUGUCGUUGAAGAAGAAAAUAUUCGCAUUCUGAAACGUCUGCAUUCCAAAACUUUGCCACGCUGUCGUACAGCUUUGCGCAUUAUAGCAGGUGAACGAACUGUUGACGAGAAUUUAGGUAAAAUUGAACUUUAUUAGUAUAAAUUGAAGUAACGAUUCGUCAACGAACGAAUCGACGUCACCGUUAUCGAGGAAGUCCGAGUGAAGAACUUAUUUGGUGUUCGAAGGUACCUGUAACGGAUUUCAAUACACAGAGACAUCGCAAAUUUUAUUUGUUCGGGGAUGCGUUUUACGAUCAAUCGAGUGGUUCAACGUGAAUUCACGCGAAACGAGCGCUACACCAGAUGUUUUUAACAAGAAACUGUCAAUGUCAAUCCAGAAAGAAACAACGAUCCUCUAUAUAUAUAACUCAUACUAGAUAAGGAAGAAAUUUAUUGUCCUCGAUGAGAGCUACUUUAGUUCAACGUGUGCUCUUUUCUCUAUUUGUGAUAGCAGUCGAAGGGGCCUUUAAUUAACUAUAGUAGAUAUCCGUUUGUGCGAAUUAAGACUUUCCCGUGAUUAUUUGUUGAAAGACGGUUGCAAAAGAUCCGAGCCGAGCCUGUGACGCGACAAACGGCUAGUGAGUUCCAAAGAAUUGCAAUUCGGAAGUCGUUCUCUCUUCCACGUUUUUCCACUAUUAUUACGUCCAUUGCAGAGUUUUCUUUCUUGUUGAUAUACGAAUAAACGUGCUGAUACGAAUUACGGUAUGACGUACGAAGAUUUAUGUAGAUUAAUUCGAGUGUGUAAAAUAAAGGAAAGAAUCGUAAGGUACAAAUAAACGAGAUGUAAUUUAAACGCAAAAUGGAAAGUAACAUUUA
This is a messenger RNA of Colletes gigas, 4029 nucleotides long. RefSeq names its product anaphase-promoting complex subunit 11-like. The transcript is spliced from 3 exons. Gene Ontology annotation, biological process: positive regulation of mitotic metaphase/anaphase transition; protein ubiquitination; anaphase-promoting complex-dependent catabolic process. Gene Ontology annotation, cellular component: nucleus; anaphase-promoting complex. Gene Ontology annotation, molecular function: ubiquitin protein ligase activity; cullin family protein binding; zinc ion binding. The record is from RefSeq and is a predicted model, not a curated record. Lineage: Eukaryota; Metazoa; Arthropoda; Insecta; Hymenoptera; Colletidae. The coding region runs from base 1533 to 3164 and encodes 543 amino acids.